Messenger RNA from Chilo suppressalis (striped riceborer), 4937 nucleotides. NCBI's taxonomy places the organism in Eukaryota, Metazoa, Arthropoda, Insecta, Lepidoptera, Crambidae. The record is from the annotation of a GenBank genome assembly.
AAAAAAUAAGUACUUGAUUUUUAAAAAAAAUCUGACCUUUGACACAAUUUUGACUUUAUAUCGACUGAAGCUUAUAGAAAAGUAAAUAUACCAAAAGGAAGGCUGAAGUCGUUCAAAACCUUAGAGGCAAAAAAGGCGGAGCGAGAGCGUUUUUAACUCAAGUUGCAUUUUCUAGAAAUAUUAAACGUACUCCUGGGCUACGUUCAAACCUUCGGUCCAGAUGCAACAAAUGGCAAUUGUUAAGGACAAAUUUUAAGUUCUUUGGUCCAAAUUGAAACGUCAUCGUCAUGGUCAAAAGUUGCACUAGAGCGUAGGUUUUGAACGCAUUCAUUUCUCUUGGUCUUACUUGUCUAUGAUUGAUUAUUUCUUGUGGUUAUUUUUUCUAGAUGUUGCCACCUUGCAUCCGCCAUGUUGAAUUUUGUUGUGCUUCGAAAACAUUGUGAGCACGUGGAUUGUUGGACUAAUUUUAGCGAAAUUUGGCAGUAAUAUCGUGUAAUCAGUUUUUUGAGUUGUCUUCAUUUGCUCUACUAAAAGUAUAAAGGUCAUUUAUUAGAAAUCAAAGUAAGUACUCUUUCGGACUUUACCGGCAACCAGCAUCCAUACAUUUUGUCCAAAUGGUUCAGCCAGUAGGCACGUAGGUCACGAUGCUAUUAAAGUCGUGUCUAAACAAAUAACUUAUAAACAUAUAAUACUUUUUUAAUAUAUCUUAAAACAUUAUUGAAGUUAUUUCGAUGGGGUUAAAAUUGCGUAACCUUUCAUUUUGUAACCGCCUUUGCUUACGUGUUGGUCGUGAAGGUUUCCACACGCUCGUGACCCUCAAUGUGUUACAUUUAUUUGUCGAAAAUAUGGAAAACACGUGUCUGCUUAUUUUUUUAACUAUUCAUCAAAGUAAUUAUUUCGUAUACGUGUCUACGUAGCGAAGUGAUAGUAAGCGGUGACGGUCGUACAUUCGUGAACAAUGUUUUGCCUCGAGCGGUAUCCGCACUCACUUUUAAUCAGUGAUUUGAAAACGUUGUCUUGAUACACAUGCGUAAAUGAUAUACGUACAGGUUAUUCAGUGAUUAUGAUUAGUAAAUCGUAGAAUUUGAAUUUCAAAUUAUACAUUUCGAUAAAUGCGUGCUGCGAAUAUAACCUAUUUAUAAGCUGAUAAUAAAAUGUAUUCUGUGAUAAAAAGACGUAAAUCUGAUAUAAUGGCAUGGCUAACUAUUAUUAAUAAAAGUGGCUUAUUGCAAUGGCACCUUGUCGUCAAUUACUUAUGUGGUCAGUACCAUCAAUAGCUGUUCUGCUGGGAAUUUUUUGGUUCAGAAAAAAGCGAGAAUAUGCCAAGUCUGACCCUGGAGGAAGAGAAAAGAUAAAGAGCUUGAAAGAAGAAUUGGCUGAAGCUUUAAGUGUUGAAUUUGAGGCUGCAAAGUGUUCCCCACUUUGCAAAGCAGAGCGUUCAGUCAUAAAAUCAGCACCAAUUGACAUUAUUCCUAACGGAGGCGGAUCACUUAAGUCAUCACCCUUGCAUUUGACUGAUGAAGAAGUUGAUUUAGAGAUAGAGAAAAUAAUUAGAAAGAAAUCCCUUGAGAAGGAUAAGAAAAUGUCUGUCGGAAACAGUGUUCAAAGUUUUGUUGCUGCUAAUGUUUGUAAUUUAGAAUCCUCAUUCAUUGUCAAAGAAAAUUUCUCAAACCAGAUAUCUCCAACUGACACUGAAAGUACUUUCACUAAAGAUGAUAUUAAUGAUUGUUCCAUUCUAACAGAAGCAGAUAUAAACAUUGCGAAUUCGAAGGAUACUGUUGAAGAUGAAAUAGGUGUAGAAGUAUCCCAAACAAAUAGUACAAAAUUUGACUUGGCUACAUCUGAUGCUGAUACAAAUGAGAACAGCACUGCAGGAGAUACUGAACAAUUGACUAUUAAUAAUAAUGAUCAUUCUAUUGAACCCUGUGAUAGUAAUGACAGUGAAAAUAGAUUCUCCACAGCUCAAACAAGACGUAUCUCAGAAAGGGAUUCUGCUAACCAUAGUCCAGUAGAUCCAAUGCUAGCCAGUCCAUCAAUGUGUCACUUCUCAGAUAACCAUAGUGAGGGUUCAAGUGACAGUGGAAAAGGAUGCUCAGAAGCUGCCAGUCCACCUCCAACAAACAUUAAUAUGGUUCCCUCUGAUACAGGGCUUAGGAUACAUCAAUUUAUUAUACCACAGACCCUGGUUGGUCUUCUAAUAGGAAAACAUGGUUGUUUUGUUACUCAAAUUAAAGUAAAAACUGGUGCAAGUGUUUAUGUGAGGAGACAUCCUGAUUCUGUUAAGCUAAAAAUAUGUGCAGUUGAAGGAACUCAGAGUGAGAUUGAAGCAGCAUUAGACUUGAUUAAAGAAAAAUUCCCUGAGAAGAGGUUUCCUAACUUCUCACUUCAAGAAAUUAGUGCUGAAUUAUAUCAAAGGCUGGCUCCUUUAGUACCAGAGUUCCUUCAAUUACAGCUUGUGGAAUCUGUGAACAAUGAUACCAUCAUGACGUGCUUGGUGAGCGCGGGGCACUUCUUCCUGCAGCAGCCAUUGCACCCCACCUUCCCCUCACUGCAUGCUUUGCACCGCCUGAUGGCUGCUACAUACCAGAACCCGGACGUGCCAGCACUUCCACGUCCAGUAAAAGAAGGGUCUAUAUGCGCCGCGCCUACAGAAAACAACUGGUACCGCGCGCAAGUGAUAUCUACCUCGGAGGAGAAUGACACGUCUGUCGUGAAGCUGGUCGACUUUGGCGGCUAUUUGACAGUCGACAAUGACCAGCUGAAGCAGAUCCGUUCAGAUUUCAUGACACUGCCCUUCCAGGCAACAGAAGCCCUUCUGGCCUUCGUGAAACCCGCUAACAAUGAGCCGGAGUGGAGCGGCGAGGCACUCCGCAUCAUGGCCGGUCUGAGCGCGGGGCAGCUGCUGCACGCGCAGGUGGCCGGCUACGACGAGGCAGGCCUGCCGCUCGUACAUCUCUACCUCACUCUGCAUCCACAGCAAGUGAUAUUCCUAAAUCGAGAGCUAGUGGAGCGCGGCUUGGCCGAGUGGGACAUUCCCGCAGACUCGUGAACGCCGGCACCACUACUUCCACGCUAUUACCUUAUUGACUAGUUAUAUGGGAUUGCAUUUCUAUUGACGCAUAAUUUUGUACAUAAUUUGGAUUUCACUAAGGUACUGAACGCUCCAGUGAAACUUCGAGUGGCCGCUCACUUGCGUUUAGUUUGUAUGAGUUGUCCUUUGUAAGCUUUUAAAUUGAUAAAUGAUUUAGUUCAUGUUUCUCAUUUCAGUUUUGUUAUACGAACAUUUAAAAAUUAAUUAUUAGCUAAUAUUAAUAUUGGACUCGUUUAUGUAUAAGUAGUAAAUUGAAACGGUAAUAGGAAUAUGUACCGUGGUACAUGCGUUUACAGCAAAACUAAGUUUUAAAGCUCCUAUUCGUUUGUAACUUACUAUUGAUACUCGUUUUUUCUAAGCUCCCACAACAGGAACGUUUGAAUUACAAUACGCUUAUCCUAAUGAUACGAUAAUGUAGAUUACGCCGUUUACCGCAGAAUGGUUGUAAUUAUAAGUAACUUUUUUUUAUUUGGACUCUGGUAGUCCCCUUUAAUCUACUGUCAUUUUAUGGCGAUUAUAAAUUAAUAGUGUAUAAUAGGUUUAAAGAGAUUCAGGAUACGCUCAUUAUAAUUAAAUUGUAACAGUGCCUUGUGCAUUGCGUUGUUUUAUAAGGCACUAGAUAAAAUUGUGAAUCUGGUUUUAAUUUUAUAAAUUCACAUAAAACAUAAAUUACUUUGCUAAUUUGAUUUCCUACAAUUGUGCCAAAUCUUUCAUAUGUUUUAAUAUAUCUGUUUUUAUUUCGCAUAAUUACGAUAUUGAAAUUAUCGUACGUGUGUAUAAUUAAAGGCAGUGAUUGCCUUUCAAAAUGUGCCUUUGUUAGAGGUUUCUUUUCUACAUCGUUUCGAACCUCUCCAUGAUUAUGUAAAAUAUUAUUUGUCACAAAAGACGUUAAUUAUCACUAUAAUGUUUGCUCUAAUCUACAUCAUUGUUUGAAUACAUUGAUUGUGACAAAAGUAUUUUACUUAUAUGACCCAGUUGGAGCUAUACCAGUGAAUAUUUUAACGCUGUGAAUGACUGAACCUGUAUGAUAGUAAUAAUAUUGUAAAAUAAUUGGUGUAUAAAAGUACAAUAAGACAUGUGAUUGGUUUGUAAAAAUUAAAUAAUAAUGUGUGAUUUUCUAUUUUUUUUUUAUCAUGUGACACUAUAAGGUGGCUAAUAAUAUAACAAAAUAAAUCACUGUGAACUAUCCCUUACAUUUUCUUCUUAGCUUUUUCAUUACUGCUAUAAACAUUUCCAGCUCGAACAAAAAUAAUAAUCUGCUGAGCAUUUAGCCACCUCUAUAAACGUGUAGCCCCCAUCAGUCGGUCGUGUACUUCAAUAUAUUUUCUUUCAGAUGGCACAUAAUUUUAUGUAUGCAGUUCGCAUCAGCACUGAAGUGAUAUAAAACAUUAAAAUUGUAUGUCAUAAUGAGCACUUUAGUUAUCCUGACUUAAAUAGUAUAAUAGAAUCGAGUGUGUAAGUAGUUUUUUAAAGCAAUAUUCAGUGUUCUUUUAGAAAAUUCAGUAUUUGUAUUAUGUUGAAAAAUUAAGUGUUUGUUCUUAGAGAUAUUUUUUUUGUAUGCGUAUUGUGUAGUGAAAUUGGCAAGCUUAUGGGGAAGCUUAGUGUGACGUUUCGUCAUAGUUAUUUUUACAACGUUGAGUCGCGAUUUAGAUAAUAUUAAGUACCAAGCAAGUGUUAUUUAUAAAUUUCACGUGUUUUAAUAGUUGGUAUGUUUUGGAUAAAUCGGUUAGUAUACUGAUUAAAUAGAUACAAAUAGCUGGCUCUCCGUUUGCAUUUUGUUGACGUCCCUAUUGUAAAUAAACUAAUAUAUUUGCGGUUAAAUCAAUAAAUUAUCGUUUAAAAAUUA